AUGGAUGUCUUCAACAGAACCACCAUCACAGAAUUCAUCCUCAUAGGGCUCUCUGAUCUCCCAGAGGUACGCUACACUCUCUUUGUGGUUUUUGCUGCUAUCUAUCAGGUCACCUUGUUGGGAAAUGGGGCCAUUCUUCUUGCAAUUGGGACAGAGAAAAAGCUUCACACACCCAUGUAUUAUUUUUUGGCGAAUCUGUCCCUCUUAGACAUUUUCUGCCCAUCAGCUACUGUUCCCAAGAUACUGGAGAACCUCUUGACCAAGAAGCAAAACAUUUCUUUUGUUGGGUGUGUUUUGCAGCUGUUUUUCCUUGUGGCUCUGGUAGGAACCGAAGUCUUCCUUCUCACUGUCAUGGCUUAUGAUCGGUAUGUAGCCAUCUGUUUUCCCCUUCGUUAUACCCUCAUUAUGACAAAGGGGCGCUGUGUCCAGCUCAUGGCCAGUACCUGGGCAGCAGGGUUUCUGAACUCCCUACUGCACACCAUAUUCACAUUUCGCCUGUCUUUCUGUAAGUCCAAUCGGGUAAACCAGUAUUAUUGUGAUAUCCCUCCAGUGGUGGCCCUCUCCUGCUCUUCCACAUAUGUGGCAGAAGUGCUUCUUUUAGUAGUAGGAUCUAUCUUUGGUGUCAAUGCCUUCCUGAUCACUGGUAUCUCUUAUAUCUACAUCAUAUCCACAAUUCUGAAGAUGCAGUCAGCUGAAGGAAAGCGUAAAGCCUUCUCUACAUGUGCUUCCCACCUCCUUGUGGUUUGUUUGUUCUAUGGCACAACAAUAUUUACCUACCUCCGCCCCUCCUCCAGUCACAACUCCCCAGCCAGAGAUAGGCUCAUCUCAAUGCUAUAUGGGGUUAUUACCCCAAUGUUAAACCCUAUCAUCUACAGCCUAAGAAAUACAGAGGUAAAAGGAGCCCUCAGAAAGGUUUUAUAUCAUAGGACAUGUUUACAAAAAGGAUGA
Molecule: messenger RNA, 948 nt
Organism: Orycteropus afer afer
Lineage: Eukaryota; Metazoa; Chordata; Mammalia; Tubulidentata; Orycteropodidae
Product: olfactory receptor 5V1-like
Exons: 1
Coding region: 1-948 (315 amino acids)
Biological process (GO): G protein-coupled receptor signaling pathway
Cellular component (GO): membrane
Molecular function (GO): olfactory receptor activity; G protein-coupled receptor activity
Source: RefSeq, a predicted model, not a curated record